This is a messenger RNA of Podarcis raffonei (Aeolian wall lizard), 2398 nucleotides long. It is a transcript of the gene PHF1, whose product is annotated as PHD finger protein 1. Gene Ontology annotation, molecular function: DNA binding; chromatin binding. Bases 119 to 1969 code for a protein of 616 amino acids. Gene Ontology annotation, cellular component: nucleus. The transcript is spliced from 15 exons. NCBI's taxonomy places the organism in Eukaryota, Metazoa, Chordata, Lepidosauria, Squamata, Lacertidae. The record is from RefSeq and is a predicted model, not a curated record. Gene Ontology annotation, biological process: chromatin organization; regulation of DNA-templated transcription.
GGGAGAGAGAUCAAUGUAUAGAGAGAGAGACACAAACAAACAGGAGGGGCCCCCCCAGGGGAGCCCGCGGAGCGCGCCUUAGCAACAGGCAGCUAUUCCACAGGUGGGGCGCAAUGUGAUGGCGAGUGAGCCUCCCGCCACCCCCGCCUCGGCCCGGCUGACCCGGACGAGCGCCCGCCUGACCUCGGGGCCCUGGAAGCGGCCGGCGGCCGGCAGCGGAGGGGCGCCCCCCUCGCCCUGCUCCCCGCCGGCGCCCGGGGGACCCAGCGCAGCCCCUCCCGGCUGGCCCCGCUUCUGGGAGGGCCAGGAUGUCCUGGCGCGCUGGACCGACGGCCUCCUCUACCUGGGCACCAUCAAGAAGGUGGACCCCCUCCGGCAGGUGUGCCUGGUGCAGUUUGAGGACGACUCCCAGUUCCUUGUGCUCUGGAAGGACAUCAACCCAGCGGCUGUGCCAGGGGAGGAGCAGUCCUGCUGCGUGUGCCACUCGGAGGCCGUGAGCCCAGACAACCGGCUGGUGCGGUGCGAGAAAUGCAGCCACGCCUACCACCAGGAAUGCCACCUGCCCCGGGUGCUGAGCGAUGGGGCCUGGACGUGCCGGCAGUGUGUCUUUGCUGUGGCCACCAAGCGGGGCGGCGCCCUCAAGAAGGGGCCCUACGCCAAGGCCAUGCUGGGCAUGAAGCUGGUGCUGCCCUACCAGCUGAAGGCCCUGGAGUGGGACGCCGAGCACCUCGCCAACCGCCAACAGUGCUACUGCUACUGUGGGGGCCCCGGAGAGUGGAACCUGAAGAUGCUGCAGUGCCGCUCCUGCGCCCAGUGGUUCCACGAGGCCUGCACCCAGUGCCUGAGCAAGCCGCUGCUCUACGGGGACAGGUUCUACGUCUUUGAGUGCUGCGUCUGCACGGGAGGCCCAGAGAGCGUCCGGCGUCUCCCCCUGAGAUGGGUGGACGUGGCCCACCUGAUCCUCUACCACCUCAGCAUCUGCUGCAAGAAGAAGUACUUUGACUUUGAGCGCGAGAUCCUGCCCUUCGCCAGCGAGAACUGGGACAGCCUCCUGCUGGGCGAGCUCUCGGACACCCCGAAGGGAGAGCGCUACAGCCAGCUGCUGAACGCCCUGACGGGACACAAGGACAGGUUCAUCUCCGGGAAGGAGAUCAAGAAGCGCAAGGGCCUCUUUGGGCUGCACUGCCGCGUCCCCCCACCCGCCCCCCAGGGGGCCGACGGCUCCGGGGAUGCGCCCAGGACCCCCUUCAUCGCGGGCAGCAGCUUCCUUUCAGGGCAGGGCAGGCGUGGGAAGGGGCCGGAGCGCCCGAGGGCCGGGCGGCGGGGGCAGCCGCGGCAGCAGCCACAGCGCCGGCGCAAGGGGCAGCCGCCGGCCCCGAGUGGCAGCGGGGGGCAGUGGGCACAGCAGCAGCAGGAGGAGCAGCAGCAGCAGCAGCGGAGCACCCGGGAGAGGGAGCGCCUGGAGAGGGCCCUCACUCAGGAGGUGGUGCAGCACCCAGUCAGCGCUAACCAGAGCUACGGCGGCUACGGCGGCACUUCCAGCUCCUACAACUUCCGCCGCACCGACGCCCGCUGCCAGGAGAGCGCCCCGAUCCGGAUGUUCGCCUCCUUCCAUCCCUCGGCCAACACUGCAGGGACCUUGAGCACCAGCAGCGGAGCCCCCCUCGACCCCGGUGACGCCGCCCCUGCAGAGCGGGGCAGCCCAGAGCGAUCUCCGGCGGAUGACGGCCCCGCCCCCCGGACACUCCUGCGCCGCCACUCCGCGCCGCCGGCCCCCAAGCGGCCCCCGCAGGCUGCCCCGGCCCCCUCGGCCCUCUGCGUGGCUCCCGGCGGCCCCACCAGCUCGGGCUACUUUGGACCCAUGGGGCGGCUGGCAAGGGGGGAGGCGGUGCGCAUCCUGGCUCGCCGCGUCACCACCGAGGGCACCGUGCAGUACCUGGUGGAGUGGGAGGGGGGCAGCAUGUUUUAGGGGCCCCAAAGCGGGACCCAGUGGGGCCCCCAAUGUGCCUGGCCAAGGAGAGAGCAACAAGUGCAAUUCUAGGGGGCAGGCCAUGGGGCGGCUCCCCCUACCCGCUUGAGGAAUGUGGACUGUGCAGUUUCUUGCUUUUGGGGGGGCAGGAGACCCCCAAGUUUCUUCUAUUUGCUGCUGCCGCUGCUCCCCCCCCCAUAUCGUCGUCUUGGACCCCAAAAAGAGUUUGAGUCCUGCUUAUUUUUUUACUGUUUGUUGGUUAAAGGUAUUAUUUAAAGAGGCCUGAGUGGGAGAGAGAGAGAGAGAGCGCCCCCCCUCGGCUGCCCCCCAAACACACACAGCCCCCCUUGCGCCUGUAGUACUGCCUCUGCUGCUGCUAGACUGACUGUUGUACAAAACACUUCCGAAUAAAAGAGCUUCUGGGCAAGA